Messenger RNA from Zophobas morio, 3673 nucleotides. RefSeq names its product zinc finger protein 43-like. Gene Ontology annotation, molecular function: RNA polymerase II transcription regulatory region sequence-specific DNA binding; DNA-binding transcription factor activity, RNA polymerase II-specific. The transcript has 3 exons. NCBI's taxonomy places the organism in Eukaryota, Metazoa, Arthropoda, Insecta, Coleoptera, Tenebrionidae. Gene Ontology annotation, biological process: regulation of transcription by RNA polymerase II. The record is from RefSeq and is a predicted model, not a curated record. Bases 67 to 1131 code for a protein of 354 amino acids.
ACCAGAUAUACUCUAGUGCACAAAAAAUUGAGGUUAUGUACAGUGAAAACGUUGCAAGUGGCUGAAAUGUCAACUUUGGAAUACUCCGAAGCACUCUCAACCUAUGGAAGAUCUUCCCGGAAAAACGUCCACAACUGUAAACAAUGCCCCUAUUUUACCACAACGCUUUUUCUUAUGUUCAACCACGUCAGACAACACCGCUCAUCUCCCCAAAAAUUUAAAUGCGAAAACGCCAAAAUUGAACCUUAUUACUGCAAAGACUGCAACUUUAAAACUGAUCUCACGAUUCUGUUCAAACAACACAUCGACACUAACCACGGCUUUAAGCAAGAAUCAGGAGACGAUUCAUCAAGUCUGGACUUGGUUAUCGAAAACUACGUUUGUGAAAAUUGCGACUUUGCAACAAAUUUCUCGUUAAAGUGGUUUCAGCAUACUUCGCGAUGUACCAGAGAGAAAGCUAAAAGGUGUUCGUGUAAAAAGGACUGCAAAUGGUACGAAUGUGGACACUGUCCAUACAAAACCACAUUUAAACACAAACUGAAAAGACACCAAAAUUCGCUCCACUUGAGUGGACAAGACGCUAAAUGGUACGAAUGCAACAACUGCCAUUUCAAAACCAAACACAAAUCAUCUCUAGAGUUUCACACAGUUGCAAAACACCCAAAUCUACAAGAACAAUUCAAAACCUACAAAUGCAAAAGUUGCAAAUUUGAAACCAAGCACGUUUCGAAUUUACGAAGACACGUAAUUUCCGUACAUUUGGAUGAAAUUGACAUUAAGUGGUACGAAUGCCAACAGUGUUCUUUCAGAGCUAAACUUCGCUAUAAUUUAACCGAGCACAUGAAACGCGACCAUUCGAAAAAGUCGGAAUGGUAUAAAUGUGCGAAAUGUUCAUACAAAAGCAAAAUGAAACCGAAUUUAAAGAGUCAUUUGAAGGUGCAUUUGGAAAGAAAACCGUUUCAGUGCGAAUAUUGUCCAUUUAGGACGAAAUACAGCGGCAGCUUAACCGACCAUAAAAAUAACUGUCAUUUGGAUGGAACUGGCGCUAAAUGGUUUGAGUGCGAACACUGCACCUACAAAAGCAAAAGUCGGUCAACUUUUUAUAAACACAGAAAAAAACAUUGUAGAUGAGAACACCUGUUCAUUAUACCCACUUGACGUUCCUGUUGUGUCAACACUGUCAUUAUUUGAGGUUAUGUGUUCGAAAACGUGUUGAUUUAACCGUAAUAAACUAAUUUUUAAACAAUUUAGCGGCCCCUCUUUCUUGAUUUAACAACAAAAUCAACGAAAACAGCGUAAUUCGUUGUUCCAAAAAUACAAAUGUCAUGUUUGACGUAAAAAUGUUAGGUUAGGUGUCAUUCAGGCCCCAAAAUGUCGAUUUUGGAGUAUUCUGAAGCAUCCACGACGUGGCGAAAAUCAUGGAAAAAUUGCCACAACUGCACACUGUGUCCCUACUUUACAAAUUCGUUUUUCUUGAUGGUAAACCACGUGAGACGACACCGUUCCACUCUAGAAAAAUUCGACUGUGGACACCCAGUUGAAACGUACCAUUGUAAAGACUGCGACUUUAAAACCGAACUAACGAUUUUAUUCAAACAACACAUUAACAAAAAUCACGGUUUUAAAACCGAAUCUAGAGAGGACUUUAACUUAGAAAACUACGUUUGUGACAAGUGCCACUUUGAAACAAAUUUCUCGUUAAAGUGGCUUCGGCAUGCUUUAACUUGCACAAGAAUUGAACAGAAUGCCACUAAUAGUUGCGAUUUCGAGCCACCUAAAGACUUACACUUGUACUAUUACUGCAGUUAUUGUUCCUACAAAUCUAGAACUAAAAAAAAUUUAAAAUUCCACGUGAGAGCUCUCCAUUUAAACGAGCGCUACGCCUGCACCAAGUGUCCAUUUAAAAGUCGAUAUAAAACACCUCUAAAACGACACAUAAAUGAAAACCAUUUCGUUGAAAAAUGGUACGAGUGUGACAAAUGCCCAUUACGAACGAAAUACAAAACAUCUUUGGCGACCCACUUAAUUGUAAAACACUCAGAUGAUGAGAAAAUUAAGUGGUACGAAUGCGAACAGUGUCCUUUCAGAGCCAAAUUUCGCCAUAAAUUGAAGACGCACAUGAAACGUGAACAUUCAAAAAUUCCGAAUUGGUUUGAAUGUGGGAAAUGUUCAUACAAAACUAAAACGAAGCCGAAUUUAGACAGUCAUUUACGGGUGCAUUUGGAAACCAAACCCUAUCAGUGCGAAUAUUGUCCAUUUAAAACGAAAUACGGUGGCAGCUUAGCCGAUCAUAAAAAUAACUGUCAUUUGGAUGGAACUGGCGCUAAAUGGUUCGAGUGCGAACACUGCACCUACAAAAGCAAAAGUCGGUCAGCGCUUUAUAAACACAGAAAGAAACAUGUGUAGGUUUUAAUAAAUGUAACGUUUUUUAAAAAAUACACCAAAUUGUGAAUGAGAACACCUGUUCAUUGUACUCCUUGACCUUGUUCUGUCAUUAGUUGUUUGACGUUUUGAGGUUAUGUACUCAAAUAGGUUUAUAUAAAUUAUGAAGUAUUGUUUUAAUAAUCAGACGGUUUUAGGCAACAAAAUGUCGAUUUUGGAAUAUUCGGAAGCUUCUGCAGCAAGAAAAAACGUCCACAGAUGUAAACUGUGCCCCUAUUUUACAACUUCGCUUUUCUUGUUGGUAAACCACGUGAGACGACACCGAUCCUUGGAAAAAUUCGAUUGUGGACACCCAAUUGAAAAGUACUAUUGUAAAGACUGCGGUUUUACAACUGAACUAACGAUUCUGUUGAAACAACACAUCAACAAACGUCACCGUUUUAAAACAGAAUAUAGAGACAUAGAAAAGUACGUUUGUGAGAACUGCCACUUCCGAACAGAUAUCACAGUACAGUGGCGUUGGCAUGCUUCAAUUUGCACAGGAGUGAACCAGAAUAGUUUCGAUUUUGAGCCACCCGAAGACACACAUUUAUAUUAUCAUUGUACUAAUUGUUCAUACAAAGCUAGAACGAAAACAAAAUUAAAACUUCACAUGAGAGAACUGCACUUAAACGAGCGGUAUGCAUGCAACAAGUGUCCAUUUAAAACUAGAUGUAAAAAACCGUUAACAAAACACAUAAAAGAAAACCACUCGGAUGGACAAUGGUAUGAAUGUGAACAUUGUCCGUUCAGAACAAAGUAUAAAACAUCUUUAGUGUCCCACCUACGUAUGAAACACUUAAAUGACGAGAAAAUUAAGUGGUACGAAUGCGAAAAGUGCCCAUACAAAGUCAAACAAAAAUCUUAUUUGAAAAAACACAUCAUUUCCAUCCACUUGAACGAAGAAGAGCUUAAAUGGUACGAAUGCAAAGAGUGUCCAUAUAAAGGUAAAUUUGAAACGUCUUUAAGAAAGCACGUCAAUCGAAUCCAUCGAAACCAACAAGACGGGAAAUGGCACAAGUGUGAAAAGUGCGCGUUCAAAACCAGGCUCAAAUCGAAUUUAGAAAAACACAUUAAUUGCUUUCAUUUGAAUGAGAAAGUCGUUAAGAGGCACGAAUGUAACGAGUGUCCUUUCAGAAGUAUGCAUAAACUGUUUUUGGAGAGGCACAUGACUGCAGUACAUGGAAUCGAAUUGUUAUAAGUGCUAAAUGUGUAUAUUUUUUUAAACAAUAAAUAAUUGACAGGAAUUUUU